AUGAGCGGACAGACUGAGACCUUUGGCUUCCAGGCCGAAAUCUCCCAACUUCUCGACCUCAUCAUCAACACCUUUUACUCGAACAAGGAAAUUUUCCUUCGAGAAAUCAUCUCCAACUCGUCUGAUGCGCUAGACAAGAUCAGAUAUGCCGCCCUCACCGACCCAUCUCAGCUUGAGUCUGAGAAGGAUCUCUACAUCCGAAUCAUUCCCAACAAGGAGGAGGGAACUUUGACCAUUAGGGAUACCGGUAUCGGUAUGACCAAGGCUGAUUUGGUCAACAACCUCGGUACCAUCGCCAAGUCUGGUACCAAGGCCUUCAUGGAGGCCCUCUCCUCUGGAGCUGACAUUUCUAUGAUUGGUCAAUUUGGUGUCGGUUUCUACUCCUCCUACCUUGUUGCCGAGAAGGUCCAAGUUACUACCAAGCACAAUGACGACGAGCAAUACAUCUGGGAGUCUGCCGCCGGAGGUACCUUCACCAUUACUGAGGAUGUUGAUGGACCUAGACUUGGACGAGGAACCUCGAUGAAGCUCUUCAUCAAGGACGACUUGAAGGAGUACCUUGAGGAGAAGCGAAUCAGGGAUAUUGUCAAGAAGCACUCCGAGUUCAUCUCGUACCCCAUCCAACUCGUCGUCACCAAGGAGACCGAGAAGGAGGUUGAGGAGGAGGAGGAAGUCAAGGAGGGAGACAGCAAAAUUGAGGAAGUCGAGGACGAGGACUCUUCCAAAAAGACCAAGAAGACAAAGAAGGUCAAGGAGACUACCACUGAGAACGAGGAGCUCAACAAGCAGAAGCCUAUUUGGACCAGAAACCCCGCCGAUGUCAACCAGGAGGAGUACGCUUCCUUCUACAAGUCUAUCAGCAACGACUGGGAGGAGCACCUUGCCGUUAAGCACUUCUCAGUCGAGGGUCAGCUCGAGUUCAAGGCCAUGCUCUUCAUCCCUAAGCGUGCGCCUUUCGACUUGUUCGAGACCAAGAAAAAGAGGCACAACAUCAAGCUUUACGUUCGACGAGUCUUCAUCAGCGAGGACAAUGAGGAGCUCAUGCCCGAAUACCUCAACUUCGUCGUCGGUGUUGUCGACUCUGAGGAUCUGCCUCUUAACAUCUCCCGAGAGACCCUUCAACAGAACAAGAUUCUGAAGGUCAUCCGAAAGAACCUUGUCAAGAAGACCCUUGAGCUCAUUAGCGAGAUUGCCGAGGACAAGGAGAACUUUGACAAAUUCUACUCCGCUUUUGCCAAGAACCUCAAACUCGGAAUCCACGAGGAUUCCACCAACCGAUCCAAGCUCGCCGAAUUCCUCCGAUUCCACUCCACCAAGUCUGUUGACGAGAUGACCUCGUUCAAGGACUACAUCACUCGUAUGCCUGAGGUCCAGAAGAGCAUCUACUACCUCACUGGUGAAUCGCUCGAAGCCGUCAAGGACUCUCCAUUCCUCGAGGCUUUGAAGAAGAAGAACUUUGAAGUUUUGCUCCUGGUCGACCCCAUUGACGAAUACGCCGUCACCCAGCUCCGAGAAUUCGACGGCAAGAAGCUUGUCUGUGUCUCCAAGGAGGGUCUGGAGCUCGAAGAGACUCCAGAGGAGAAGGAGGAGCGGGAGAAGGACGAGAAGGAGUUCGCCGAGCUCUGCACUGCCGUCAAGGAGAACCUUGGUGACAAGGUUGAGAAGGUUGUUGUCUCCAACCGAAUCACCGAAUCUCCUUGUGUCCUCGUUACUGGCCAGUUCGGAUGGUCAUCCAACAUGGAGCGAAUUAUGAAGGCUCAGGCUCUGCGUGACUCCUCUAUGUCUUCAUACAUGGCUUCCAAGAAGACUAUGGAGCUCAACCCUCACCACCCUAUCAUCAAAGUACUUAAGACUCGAAUUGCCGAGGACAAGACCGACAAGACCGUCAAGGACUUGACUUUCUUGUUGUACGAGACUGCUCUUUUGACUUCUGGAUUCACCCUUGCUCAACCGCAAGACUUCGCCAACCGAAUCAACCGAAUGAUCGCCUUGGGUCUGUCUAUCGACCAGGACGAAAUUGCUGCCCCUGCUGCUUCUAGCAGCAAGGACGAGGACAUGCCUGCUCUCGAGGAGGCCGGUGGAUCCAUGGAAGAAGUCGACUAG
This is a messenger RNA of Kockovaella imperatae, 2103 nucleotides long. RefSeq names its product putative cytoplasmic chaperone. The record is from RefSeq and is a predicted model, not a curated record. Gene Ontology annotation, biological process: protein folding; cellular response to heat; protein stabilization. The transcript is spliced from 10 exons. The coding region runs from base 1 to 2103 and encodes 700 amino acids. Gene Ontology annotation, cellular component: plasma membrane; perinuclear region of cytoplasm; cytosol. Gene Ontology annotation, molecular function: ATP-dependent protein folding chaperone; ATP binding; ATP hydrolysis activity. Lineage: Eukaryota; Fungi; Basidiomycota; Tremellomycetes; Tremellales; Cuniculitremaceae.